UUUAGGAAAAGAGCGCGAAUUACCGUUCAAAUGUUCGUCGAGGCAGGUUCGGUUCGCUGCGCGCGCUCCAUCGUCGCUCGUUUAUUUCAAAUCGCAGGAAAAUUAAGAUUCUUAACUAUCCUAUGGUUUUAGAACGAAUUUAUACCAAAAUAUAUCUAAAUAUUCUGUGCUGUCUCCCAGCUUGGAUCAAAACGGACGCGACGGUCGCUUGAGUCGAAGAGCUGGACACACAUACACGCAGAUACACACUUACUCACACACCUCUCUUGCUCCGGCCAAAAACUAGAAAAAAGACAACAGCUAAAAGUGGUAGUAACAGGCGAAGAAGAAGCAGUAGCAGCAGCAGUGGAGGCAAAAAGUGACUUGUUUUUUGUUUGCUUGUAUACGCCGACGUCGGCGCUAACGCUCCGAUCCAUACCCGCUCUGACUCCCCUUCGUCCGUAUGUCGGUAUUAAGAUCGCGGUCUAAGCAAGUGUACUAGUCUCUAAUCAAAGCAACUAGACGCCAAGGCAGUGCAGGCAUUGGGUGCUAACAAUACAAGAUAUCAUAUAAACAUCAACACAACUACACACACAGGCGUGAGCGUGUAGGCGAGAAAAGAAAGUGCAAUAAAAACCAAAAAUUGUAAAAAAGCCAAAAGUGCAAUAUGUAUACAACGUGUUGAAAAGAGACAAGCAAAAAAAAAAAACAGUUAAAUCGCCGCGCAUCGAGUGAUAGAGAACGAGCUGUCACAGAAGGAGGAGAGCAGAACAAGAAAUCAUUUACACACCAACCUGUUGCGUCAAGGAAUCCGAUUGAGUAGAGAUUCUGUUGCCACAGGCACAGCUAAUGGCCGAGAGGCAGCCGUGAGAUGCAGUCCCGCUAAGCCAGCACAGUAAUAGAAUGCUUGAAGUCCGCUAGAAGCACGGAACCGCCCGGAACCCCAAACACCAAAGCACUGAACGCUGGAAUGUGGCAUAAUCAUUAUUAUCAUCAGCAGCCGCAGCAGCAGCAGCAUCAAUAGCCAGAUCGAUCUCCUUAAAGAUAAUUAAACCAUCAUUAGCAUCAACAGCUCCAGCACCAACUUUAGCUCCAGCGAGAGAGAAACAUAAGAUGCAGGUGCCCGAGCACGUUGUCUCCCUGUACAUCGCCACCUGUGGCCAGAAUGGACCCGGACUUGGAUCUGACGAGAAGGAGAUCAUACUGCUCGUCUUCGUUCUGCUGGAGGUUGCCACGGGUCAGAUCAUCGGCACCAAACAAAUACUCGUCCGGCCCGAUGGCUACUUCAUCAAAGACCGCACCACCUCGACCUCCUCGGACCCCUCGAACGUCACCAGCAGCAACACGGCCUGCUCCCCGCCUCUGGCGGGCAUUGGCAUCGGAGCCAUCGAUGGCAAUGUCAAUGCGAAUAGCAGCGCGUCGAGCAGCAUCGGCAGCGGAACGGGGAAUGGAAGCAGCUCAGCGAACGGCGUUCUCGAGAACAGCAGCGAGCUGAUUCUGCCGAUAGCCGAGGCCCAGGCAGCGGGAAAACCGCUCAACGAAGCCAUCGAGGAGUUCGAUGACUACCUUCGGUCUCUGUCGCUGCACGACACAGACAUCCAGAUGAUCACGGAUGGUCAGCUGCCCCUGAGGCAGUGCCUGCACCGCGAGGCCUGCGCCAAGGAUGUGGAGCUGCCUGCCUACUACAAUCGGUUCAGCGACCUGCGCAAAGAGUUCCUGCGCUACAAGUCCGGAGAUCUGUCGCGGGCCCUGGUCCCCAUCAAGGACAUAAAGAAGAUGCUGCAAUCGCCCACACUGCCCGUGCCCCAGUCCAUUGGAGAGAUGCUGAAUGAGCUCAAUACGACGUCGGUGGAGGACAAUGGCUUCUACAUACGCGAAUCUCGCGACAUGGUCACUGUGAUUCAGACCCUCCUCCAGGCAGGUCACAAAUUCGCCUCAAACGAGUUGGUCACCCUGAACCUGGAACCUGGAAUUUGCUCAAUCGACGACGAGGUCGACGGCAACUGCAUCGUGCGCGCCCGCGGACUGCCCUGGCAGAGCAGCGACCAGGACAUUGCCAAGUUCUUCCGUGGUCUCAACGUAGCCAAGGGCGGUGUCGCUCUUUGUUUGUCCCCACUGGGCAGGCGUAACGGCGAAGCUCUAAUCCGCUUCGUCUCCCAGGAGCACCGAGACAUGGCGCUGAAGCGGCAUAAGCACCACAUCGGGGCCAGGUACAUCGAGGUGUACCGCGCCUCGGGCGAGGACUUUCUCGCCAUUGCCGGAGGCGCCUCCAAUGAGGCGCAGGCCUUUCUAUCCAAGGGGGCCCAGGUGAUCAUUCGAAUGCGGGGACUGCCCUACGACUGCACGGCCAAGCAAGUGCUCGAAUUCUUUACCACGGGCGAGGCGCCCUGUCACGUGCUGGAUGCGAACGAGGGCGUUCUUUUCGUGAAGAAGCCGGAUGGGAGGGCCACUGGAGACGCCUUCGUGCUGUUCGCCAACGAGGGGGAUGCCCCGAAAGCGCUGGGGCGACACCGCGAGUCCAUUGGGCAGCGAUACAUCGAGCUCUUUCGCUCGACCACCGCCGAGGUGCAGCAGGUCCUAAACCGCUCCAUGGACCCCAAGACCUUUGAGACAAGCAGCCACAGCCAGCCGCCGCUAAUCGCCCAGCUGCCCACUAUGCAGCUGCCCCUGCUGCCCCAGGUGGGUGUCGUCACCCAUGGCAAUGGCCGCGUCCCAGUUCCAGUCCCAGCUAACCUGUGCCCACAUCCCCAUCCCCCACAGCACCUUAUCACUUCGGGAACGACAAAGAACUGCAUCAGGCUGCGCGGACUGCCCUACGAGGCCAUGGUGGAGCACAUUCUCCACUUCCUGGACGACUUUGCCAAGCACAUUAUUUACCAGGGCGUGCAUAUGGUGAUUAAUGCGCAGGGCCAGCCCAGCGGCGAGGCCUUCAUUCAGAUGGACUCGGAGGACUCCGCGCGGCUCUGCGCCCAGCGCAAGCACAACCAGUUCAUGGUCUUCGGAAAGAAGUUCCGCUACAUCGAGGUGUUCCAGUGCUCCGGCGACGACAUGAACAUGGUCCUCAACGGCGGACUGGCGUCGCCCGUCGCCCAGGCACCGGCCCACCACGGCCACGCCCACAAGCAGCCCUCGCUGCUAUCCACGGGUAUGUUAGCUCAGUCGCCGCCGACUCCAACCGGCGCCCAGUCGGCCAUCUCCGGCUCACACACACACCCGCACGCACACUCGCAUUCGCACGCCCAGGGUCCCGUCUCCGCUCACCAUGGCUUGCCCACGUCCCCAGCCCUCCUGGCGCCCCUUAGCUCCACCUCAGCCGCUGCUGCGUCCGCUGGCGGACUGGCCUCCUUCAUGGCCUCUCAGCCAUCGGCCGCCGCCGCCCACUCUUCGCUGCAGAACGCAGCCGUGGCCCUAAGCUCCCUGUCGGGCCAGGCCCCACCAGGAUACCCCCUCAACUUCUCGCUGCCGCCGCCCUCCUCCCAGGCGGCCGCCAGUCCCGCCCUACUCGCACAGCAGCAGGCGCAGUUUAUAGCCCAGCAGAGCCUUCUGGUGCGCCAGCAGGCCGCCGCAGCCCUGGCCGCCGAGCAGCAGCAGCAGCUUUACGCCAACGCCAUGCUCCAGUCGCACCCCCUCUACCUGCAGCAGCACCAGCAGCAACAGCAGCAGCAGCAGCAGCUCUAUGCCAAUGCAAUGCUGCAGUCGGGCCAGCCCCAGUUCGUGUUCAUGCAGCGGCCUUACAUGCCGCAUUUUCCCCUUGGCUACAUGCAAGCUGGAGCGGCUGGCAGUGCCUCUACCUCGGCCCUGGCCCUCGCACAGGCUCAAGCCCAGGCACAGGCUCAGGUGCAGCCACAGUCGAUGAAGCGGUCGUACGAGAACGCCUUUCAGCAGGAGGCGGCUGGAGCAGCGGCUGCAGCCAGUGCGGCCAAGCGGGCGCUGACUCGCACGCCUAGUAGCGUCUACUCGUACUACAAUCCGGGCAUUUGAGGCAAGCCUCCGCAUACAAGUCGAUUUCGCGACAUCUCCAGCACUUCGUGCACAUUCCGCUUCGCUCCAUUCCGUUUGCAAACCAUUGUGAGUGGCGUCGGAGUGCUAUAUAAACAUAUACAUAGACAUAUAAACCACACAUCUAUCCACGAUCCACGCAUAUCAUGUUCCAUCAUGGCAACCCACAGAGACACACACAUGUAUACCAGACAUAUUUUAGAGCUUUAUUUUAUAGUGAAUCGAUUUCGUUACCGGAAAAGAAUGGAAUGAGAGUAGCCUUAAGUAAAGGAGUACUCUUCUUGUAUGGAGUACUCGAACAGCAUAAGCAUUCCUGUCUAUGGUCUAAGCAUAUACAUCUAUAUAAUAUCGUACACACGCGCACACACGCACACGCGCUAGCGCACAUACAGUCGCACUGCUACUCACACGCAUAUGAACACCCGUUAACGGAGGAUCCCAGAAUGAUUUGCUCACCUUUCUUCCACAUUCGGAUGCUUUGAGUGUGUGUGCGUGGGUGCGUGUGUGACAGUGAGGGAUUUGGGACGCAUAGCUAUGUGUGCAUUGUUCCCAGUCCUGUCAAACACCCCCUCCUCCCCCCCCCCCCACGAUUCGAAGGCAAUCAACAGAGGCUAACGUCAUUCGUGGAGGAAGUACGGCAUGGCCUGGGCCUCGGCCCCGCCCACGCUCAUACAGUGCAAUCUACUUUUAAUGUCUAUUCCGGUUCAAACACCACUCCACACUCGCACUUCCCCUACGAAUGGCGUCAGGUGUUGGCUCAUGCGCUCAAAUUUUAACGAAAUUCUGUAAGACAAUAUGUGGAAUAUCCAUAAUCGAUAAACGCCUAGAUUUAAGAUCGUACCACUUGUAAAAUUGGUUGGCAUUAAUUUUAAUCAGUCUGCAAUCAUUUCCUGUGUCUUUCCUGAGCUCUGUUCUGAACUGAAGUGAUCUGAAGGCAGACCUCGGAUGCGAUGCGAAAAGCUAACCCUAGCUCAAAUCAAACCCUAAUCCAAGCCAAUCCACCCACUGAUAUGCGUUCAAUACUUGAAUAAUCUCGUUGUUUGAAUUUCAUAUCGUGUGUGUGUGCACACAUUGUACUAUAUAUAUAUAUGUAUUUAGCAUAAUCUAGAUGUAAAUCUGCGAGUAUGGUGUAGCUCUUAAGUGUGCGUAACUGGUGUUAGUCGCAAACGGGAACUCUAAUAAUUCUAUCUAUCACUCUUUCUAUUACUGUCACUCUCCUUUUAUGUGUUUUUUCCCUCGUCCUCACUAAUUUAGUUGUUAGUCCUUGGAGGGAUGUACGUCUAUAUAUACAUCUACAUCUACAGACUCGUAUGUAGUCCUAGGCCUAAGACCUGCUUAUCGUACGUUCGGGCGCUUUAGUGUCUAGUGUGUCCUACUCUCUAUGUACGUGAUAACGGUAAUUGGUGUCUUCCACGGGCUUACAUCCACAUACACACACACACAAACAUGCGAAUACGUCGAUCGAAGAACGCAGAGCGCAGAGCGCAGAAGAAAGAACGAUGGAAGUCUGUUUCCACCUGAACCUGAACCCUAUCACUCCUUUUCACUCCCUCCUAUCUAUCCGCUUCUGAUUCUGAUGUUUCUCCUGCUGCGUCUAACAUUCAGUUUCGUAAUGCUAAGAGGGGCAUAACGAAUGAAAGCCACGGGAAAGAUUCGCAUAGACUUUAAUCCUUAGCCUAAUUUAACCUUUAGCCUUUAGUACGAGUAGAUUCUUUGCGAGUGCGAGUUUGUGGCAAUCGAGUGGCUUCCGAAUGGGUAUGAGGCUAACAGACCCUCCUCCAGCGGCCACUUUAAAGAUCUUAAACAUCUUAAAAAAAACCAAUUAUUUACUUAACUAGUUCGUACGCAACCAACAACCAACGUUUUUAUUGUGGAACAGAUUUUACGAUUUUGAUAUUCCAUCUUUUUACCAUUAGCUGUUAGUGAUCUAUCUUUGAUUAAUUUUUUAAUUUUUUAUUUUACAUCAAUAAAAUACAACAUACCGCCUAAAAACUAUCAACGCUCUCUCUCUCCCUGUCUUUCUCUCUUUCUCUCACUCUCUCUCUCUGUAAUAUACACUUUCUCUCACCCGCCCCCUCUCUCUCGUUCUCCGAUUAAGUGUAAAGGAUCGACCCUACCUACUAAUCCACACAAACAGAAAAACCUACUAACCCAUUUAUCAAUCGAUUUCUGCGGGAUAAUUUUGUUUAAGUGUAACCCUCAUUCCCUGUACCCUGUACCCGUACUCUCUCCCGCGAUAUCCAACGCCAGCCCACCUCACUCCUCCUUCAUAUAUGUACAUGUAACUGGGCUUAGCUUUACACUCGAUCGCGUUUUCAGCGGGGCUGCUCCGCCUCGCCUCGGAGCGGUUGGAGUUGGAUGAAGCGGAGAUGGAAGCUGCAAUAGAUGUUUCUGUUUGGGGCUCCGUUUCCGUUUCUGUUUCUGUUUUGGUAAUAUUCUCGUUUACGUAUCCCUAAAUGGAAUCUCCAUCACGAUCGUACUAGUCAUAGACGCAUCUUGUAUGUAACUCUGUCCGCUGGCAGGCUGGCCUUCUUCAGCUCUUCGGGUGCAUAAUCAAAUUUUAUCUCUAAAGGUUGGUGCUUGGAUUAAACAAAAAAAAAAGGAAUUAAAA
Molecule: messenger RNA, 6589 nt
Organism: Drosophila pseudoobscura
Lineage: Eukaryota; Metazoa; Arthropoda; Insecta; Diptera; Drosophilidae
Gene: fus
Product: epithelial splicing regulatory protein fusilli
Exons: 10
Coding region: 1093-3960 (955 amino acids)
Molecular function (GO): mRNA binding
Source: RefSeq, a predicted model, not a curated record